UGUACAAGUCAGAGACCCUCCUUAGCUAGCCGGUUGCCAUUGGAACACACAUAUAGAUGUAUAUGGCACAUAUAGAUGUAAAAAUUAUGUACGAUUAUAUAUAUACAAUUGAGCCUAUAGAUAUAUGAAUCUGCAUCACCAACUUCACUAAUGUGAGUGUAUGCUACAAACAAAUAAAGGAGUGGGAUUGUAGACUAGUAUUGUUGGAAGACGAUGGCGACCGCAUCAUCUGCAUAUCAGAAGCUUUUGAGCGUUGGUACUAAGAUCGUAGCCGUCGGCCGAAACUACGCCGCUCACGCCAAAGAACUUGGCAACGCCGUCCCCAAGGAACCAGUGUUGUUUCUGAAGCCAACGUCGUCGUACUUGGGAAAUGGAGGGAAAAUCGAGGUUCCACAUCCCUGGGAAUCGCUCGAUCAUGAGGUGGAGCUUGCGGUUGUGAUCAGUCAAAAGGCUCGCGAUGUUCCUGAGACAACAGCUAUGGACUAUGUUGGAGGUUAUGCACUUGCACUUGAUAUGACUGCUAGAGAAAUUCAAGCUUCUGCAAAGUCUGCAGGUCUCCCAUGGACUGUGGCUAAAGGGCAGGACACCUUCACACCAAUCAGCUCUGUUCUGCCUACAUCAAUGGUGCCAGAUCCUCAUGACUUGGAGUUGUGGUUAAAGGUAGAUGGAGAAACUCGUCAGAAAGGCUCAACUAGGGAUAUGAUAUUUACGAUCCCAUUUCUGAUUAGCCACAUAAGUUCUAUCAUGACGCUUCUUGAAGGAGAUGUUAUACUAACAGGCACCCCUCAAGGCGUUGGCCCUGUUAAAGCAGGCCAAAAGAUAACGGCUGGCAUAACAGGCCUCAUUGAUGUGCAAUUCGAUGUUGGGAAACGCCAAAAGACCCAAAAAUAGUUGAGCUAAUCAAAUCCAAAAUCUGCUCAGGGGGAGAGCUCGGUAAUAGUUGAGUCCUCCAGUGAAACCCGUGUGCUCAAACUUGGUAGCAUAAUAAUCAAUAUCUUCUUCUGACAACCAAGAUGGCAAGAUAACUGGAGUAUCAGGUGAAUCUCCAAACCCUUUACCUUUAGGGAAAUAAAAUGGCUCGGGAUUCCGAAAUGUUAGGAAUUUCUUUAGAACUCUUUUCGUACCAAUUUCAGCAAAUUCAGCUUCUAUUUCUCCCGGUUCCUACAACAUUAUCAAGCAAUUUUUCUGUUA
This is a messenger RNA of Cornus florida, 1191 nucleotides long. RefSeq names its product probable acylpyruvase FAHD1, mitochondrial. Gene Ontology annotation, cellular component: mitochondrion. The transcript is spliced from 8 exons. Bases 214 to 891 code for a protein of 225 amino acids. The record is from RefSeq and is a predicted model, not a curated record. NCBI's taxonomy places the organism in Eukaryota, Viridiplantae, Streptophyta, Magnoliopsida, Cornales, Cornaceae. Gene Ontology annotation, molecular function: acetylpyruvate hydrolase activity.